This is a messenger RNA of Prunus armeniaca (apricot), 882 nucleotides long. The record is from the annotation of a GenBank genome assembly. NCBI's taxonomy places the organism in Eukaryota, Viridiplantae, Streptophyta, Magnoliopsida, Rosales, Rosaceae.
AUGGCGGAUUUCUCCUACCUCUCUGAUACUGACGAAUCAGCUGUAGAAGAACUUAUAUCUCAAGCACAAGAGCUCUGUGUUCUUGAGCAAGUUUCUGCCAUCAACUGCUCUGGUUUCACCGAUUCUGUACUCCCCACAGAGCUCGAAUGCCGCUUUCGGAAACUCAAAUCGUUCCCAGUUACUAAGCACAAAAGCACAGCUCCAGUAACUGGUUCAGCUCGCCGCAGCUCGAUUGAAGGUAAGGCAGAGCCAGUUUCAGACGAAGACUCUGAGAUUUUCUCACCUUCCAAACAGAACCCAGAUGAGAAAAUGGGUUCCGAUCCGAAAUCAGUAUCUGGGUCUGUCUCAUCUCCUUUGAAUCCCUCAGAAUUUUCAGUAAGAAAGGGGAAAAAAGGUUCAAAGGCGAAACCGAAACAUGGGUCAAUUUCAUCUCCUUCGAAUUCCUCGAACUCCUCUCCGGAAAGCGCAAUUUUCUCACCAUCCAAACAGGACCCAGAUAAGAAGCACCGUCCGAAACCCAAAUCAAAAUCUCGAUCAAUUGCUUCUCCAUUUGGUUCUUGUAACUCUUUGAUGGAUUCCCCAUCGCCGCCAAGAAAAUCGGGUUGCUUCUGGUGUUCCCCAAAGGCAAAAAGGGCUUCUCAAACAAAGAGUAAAGAAAAUGGGGCAAGUGAAUUUCGGGUUGGUCUGAAUUUCAUCGACAACGACGAGCUUUUAACGGAUCUGGGAAGUUUUUCAAAGAAAGAGCAAACGAGGAAGCUGAAGAAGGCAUUGAAAGAGGAAGAGAAGGUUUGCAGAGAGGCUGAGAAAAUUGUGAAGUGGGCUAAGCAGGCGUCUGCUAGAAUGACUCUGACUGGCAUUGAAGACGAACUUAGUGAUGAUUAG